AUGGAGACACAGUUGGGUCUGAACGUUGUCAGCGAACCGGCGAGUCGCCAGCAUCUUAUCCACGCCAGGGAAGUGCUCUGUCCUCCCGACCCGCCUCAGCCGGUGACCGGAGUGGCCUCGGUGUUGGAUCCUUGCAACUACCGGCCGGACCUGCCGCUGAUGGGGGUGAACUGCGAACCUCCCGGAGCCAACUACGCCCCCUUGACCCCCUCUCUUCAGCCCGCGGGCGGACACCGAGCCCAGAGUCUGCCCGCCAACAAUGUUUUCGGCAGCUUCGCCUUCAUGCGGGAGGAUAGGAGCUUCAAUAACUUUUUCGGCUCUUACCCCAAGGAUCUGGGUAUGGGGCAGUCCCUCUCCCCCAUGACCGGCCAGGGUCUUGGCGCCUACGGAUUCUGCGCCGGUCCCCUGGGCGUCGAGAAGAUCUCCCCUAUCACCUCCGGCGGGUUACCUUCAACCUUCCUGCGCGGAGAUCAGGAUGCGUUGCCCCAGCCGGUCACUUCUGGGGCGGUGCCGCUGAACCUCCAAGAAGGGGGAGCUCAUCUCCGACGACUCCCUCCCCGCCGCUCGCCCCAGGGGAGGUCCCAGCCCGAAGCCCCGGGACAUUCGGAAGAGAUCAACACCAAGGAAGUGGCCCACAGCGUCAUGGCGGAGCUAAAGAGAUACAGCAUCCCGCAGGCUGUUUUCGCCCAGCGAGUCCUCUGCCGCUCCCAGGGCACCCUGUCCGAUCUCCUGAGGAACCCCAAGCCCUGGGCGAAGCUCAAGUCGGGGCGGGAGACUUUCAGGAGGAUGUGGAAGUGGCUCCAGGAACCCGAGCACCAGAGGAUGUCUCUCCUGAGAUUGGAAGCCUGCAGGCGGAAAGGACAUGAACAGACCAAAGACGAUCACCAUCGCUUGCCCAAGAAGCACCGGCUGGUCUUCACCGAUGUCCAGCGGCGGACCCUGCUCGCUAUCUUCAGGGAGAAUCCUCGCCCCAACAGGGAGCUCCAGGCCAGCAUCGCCCGGCAGCUCGGACUGGAGCUCUCCACCGUCGCCAACUUCUUCAUGAACUCUCGACGCCGCAGCCUGGACAGGUGGCUGGAGGAGGAUGCCCAGGUUUCCUCUGGUACCCCUCACUCGUGA
Messenger RNA from Mobula hypostoma (lesser devil ray), 1119 nucleotides. RefSeq names its product hepatocyte nuclear factor 6-like. The transcript has 2 exons. Gene Ontology annotation, cellular component: nucleus. Gene Ontology annotation, molecular function: DNA-binding transcription factor activity, RNA polymerase II-specific; RNA polymerase II cis-regulatory region sequence-specific DNA binding. The record is from RefSeq and is a predicted model, not a curated record. Gene Ontology annotation, biological process: regulation of transcription by RNA polymerase II. NCBI's taxonomy places the organism in Eukaryota, Metazoa, Chordata, Chondrichthyes, Myliobatiformes, Myliobatidae. Bases 1 to 1119 code for a protein of 372 amino acids.